AUGGAUGGUGACGAUUCCGGUCCCAAGGUGACUAUCCGGGAUGCGAAUCGCACCACAAUCAAUUUUCGGCUUUCCAACACAACGCUUUCCUUUGCGAACUCCCUACGACGAGUUAUGCUCGCCGAGGUCCCGACAAUUGCCAUCGAUCUGGUCGAAAUUGAAAAGAACACCUCAGUCCUUGCGGAUGAGUUCCUAGCACACAGACUCGGUCUGCUGCCUCUCAGCACCAAGGGCGUCGACGAUAUGGUCGAUUUCCGAGAAUGUACCUGUGAUGAAUACUGCGACAACUGUAGUGUGGUUCUACGGCUACAUGUGGCCAACAGGAAUAGUGCCCAAAACGUGAAAGUCUUCGCCAAGGAUCUCUACGUCGACUCGAUGGGGAAUGGAUACAAUCAGCCACUGAACAAUGGCAACUCUGGAGACGAGCUCCCACCAAGAGGCCACCCUAUCAUUAUGGACGAAGCAGGCAAUGGCCCGCUGAUUGCGCAGUUGCGUAAGGGCCAAGAGCUGAAAUUCAAAUGCAUAGCGAAGAAAGGAAUCGCGAAGGAGCAUGCGAAGUGGGCACCGACGGCAGCCAUCGGGUUCGAAUAUGAUCCCUGGAACAAGCUUCGACACACCACAUACUGGUUCGAAUCUAACGCCAAGGAAGAGUGGCCGGAGCCGGAGAAGAACGGACAAUGGGAAGAGCCGCCUCAGGAAGGCGAACCUUUCGACUACAAGGCUGAGCCGUCAAACUUCUACAUCAAUCUUGAGGGGACCGGCGUUAUGCCGCCAGAUCAAAUCCUUCACUCCAGCAUUCGCGUAUUGCAGAACAAGUUGGCCAACAUCAUCCACAACCUUGACGCCGAGUCGGAGCAAGGUCAGGCGAAUGGCUUCGGUGGUUUCAGUCCAGAUGGCAUGGCAAAUGGUGGGACGACACAGUACGGUGGGCAAAGUGCGUACGGUGGUGGCGGCGGCACGUCCUAUGGACAAGACCCGGGCUACACGACACCGGCAUAUGGUGGUAACGGGCAGCAGAGCGUCUAUGGUCAGGCAACACCCUACGGACAGCGCAAUUACUGA
Molecule: messenger RNA, 1062 nt
Organism: Dissoconium aciculare CBS 342.82
Lineage: Eukaryota; Fungi; Ascomycota; Dothideomycetes; Mycosphaerellales; Dissoconiaceae
Product: insert subdomain of RNA polymerase alpha subunit
Exons: 1
Coding region: 1-1062 (353 amino acids)
Biological process (GO): DNA-templated transcription
Cellular component (GO): RNA polymerase II, core complex
Molecular function (GO): DNA-directed RNA polymerase activity; protein dimerization activity; DNA binding
Source: RefSeq, a predicted model, not a curated record